Lasiodiplodia theobromae is the source of this 1479-nucleotide messenger RNA. RefSeq names its product Phytanoyl-dioxygenase family protein. The transcript has 5 exons. The coding region runs from base 1 to 1479 and encodes 492 amino acids. The record is from RefSeq and is a predicted model, not a curated record. NCBI's taxonomy places the organism in Eukaryota, Fungi, Ascomycota, Dothideomycetes, Botryosphaeriales, Botryosphaeriaceae.
AUGGACCCAGAAUUUGAGCCGAAGGAGCUUGUGCGGCGGUUUUCCGAACAGGUGCGGGACAAACUCCAAGAGAGCGGUUCUCAGGACGACCAUGAGUUGGAGAGAUGCCUCACGGAAACGCUGGAAGCAAGGGACAGCAAACGGAGAGCGCAAAUAGAAAAAAUCUACAACUAUCAACGCUCGUCAAGCGAUGAGGAGCGCCUGAAUCUGAAACACUCGAGGCAUGCACUCGAGGCAGCUCUCGAGAGCUUUGGCCAGACCGUCUCAAAAGACCAGAAAAAUACUCUUGCAGUAAAAAUAUCGUCAUGGCAAGAUGUGAAAGCGACAAUUGAAAGGGUUCAGGCAAGUUGGGAACAGAAAAGGGACAACAGCAAGUUCAGGCGAGGUGCCGAGUACCUGAGAAGUAUCUGCAACACUAUUGACAGCCAUUCUGCGGUCCUAGAGAUGCUUCCAUCAAGCAAUGACUAUGCGUCAGUGCUUUGUGGUGGUCUAACCACGGUGGUAAAGGCAUCUGCCAACUACACAAACAUUGUUGAGACGUUGCCGAGAGCGCUUUUGGAGAUUAACAACAUCGUCGCCGCCGUUGAGAGAGAGAUCAGAAUUUUCGAAGCGCCUUCCACGAAAAGCUUGACGUGGAGGAUGUAUGGACGGAUUUUCACGCUCCUGACUCACGUGGUGGAGUGGUACACUCAGCGGUGGUCUCAAAGACUCUUGAGGAGCUUCAAUGAGAAUCUGGCGGAGUUCUUUGAAACACAGCUAAGGCAAAUCAGACAGGACUCGGACUUCAUCCGCCGUGACAUCAGCUUACAGGCCCAUACCGAUGCACGUCUGUCUCGGCUCUACAACGAAAGUCUUGACGACAAGAUAAGCUUCAUGAUGACUUUGGAAGCAAGAGACAGGAGAGCGCGAGAAUCAAUGAGAUAUCGCUAUCAAGACUUCAAGGAGCUCAUGGAUGCAGAGCAGAGGAAAUCGCUCGAGAACACGGGCAAACAACAGGAUAUUCUUGCCAUUGUUUGGACAGGCGUCCGCACACGAUACACUGGAGACGCUAUGUCAGAAAUACUGGAAGGAAGGGUUCAAAAUCUUCCUGUGGGAAGCGCAGCCACUGUCGUUUCGGAAGAGGAUGAUGUCUCAUCCUUCAUCACGUCUUCGUCAACAUCUCACCAGAAUACCUCAUCCGAUAAGGAAGAAGAAAGAGUUGAAGCCGUCUCUACAAGAGAGCUGGUGCUGCUUUCCUCGGCUCGUCUCGAGGAUUUCUUCGACCGCGACAAGGUCCAGCAGUAUCUCGACUUCCCUGCGUCCUUUUACGUUCCUUCAGACAUUUCUAUCGUGUCCUACAGGAUGACACACUUUCUCGCAUAUCCGGAAAGUAUGCUUCUCUUGCCCGGGAAGCCGGACUUCCGGUUGUGUCCUACACUUGCAUAUUGCCUCACGAGGCACCACAAGAAGACUGGAGGACAAGAGAAACCGUGGAGCUGA